UCUACUGACUUAAAACAGCACUUGAUUGCGAACGGAAUGGCUGUUAUUUGCACAUGCUCGACGUGUUUCCCUUCCAGGACCAGUAGAAUGGUGUCCAUCGUCCCAGAUCGGUUCGGAGAAGACUGUCUCAUGUCGCCUGCGGAUGGACUGUCGUAAACCUCAUGUUCCUCUGCUUACCAGGAGCUUAUAACGCCAUCGUCCAUCCAUUCUCUCCGUGCACCUCAGAGAAGAAGACCAAUAGCCUUCCUGUUCUCUGCUGUCCAACGCUCGACAUGACUGCUACCGACAUCGACGUCUCGUUGGCUGAAAAAUUCCAGUUCGAAGAUGCAGAUGUGAUCAUUCGUGCAGGAGGAGCCAACUUCUCUGCUCACAAACUUAUCCUCUCGCUUGCAUCCCCCGUCUUCAAACACAUAUUUUCCCUUCCCCGCAACGAGAGUUCGCAAGAGGGCGUACCCAUCGUUGAGGUGACCGAGGAUGCACAAUCCAUUCACGACGUACUUUCCCUCCUUUACCCUAACAUCGACGAUCCCAAUAUCAGCGAUCUGAUCGUGAUGCAUCGCGUUCUGCUUGCUCUACGCAAGUACGAAAUGUUGAAAUUAAAGGCACGUAUGGCACGACGACUUGAGAGGGCAGCAUGGGGCAAGUCAGCGCGAAUCUUCGCCAUUGCUUGCCAUGCAGGAUUGGCGGAUACCGCUCGCGCUGCUGCUCAGGGUACAUUGUUACUCGAAAGGAAUACCUUGAUCACCAGCGUCAUUCCCGAGAACAAGAAGCUAUCUGCGGAAACAUUCCAGAAAUUGCUGCGAUACCAUAUCGAAUGUGGAGAAGUGGCACAAGCGCAAGCGGAAGUCCAAGCUGGCGUUACUCAAAAUGUAGCACGUUCGGACUGGCUCUGGCUGAGAUUCCAAUCUGAUGAAUGCCCUGAACCGCUGAUUCGUCGCCAUGUUUGAUGUCUAUGCUAGAACUUCCGUUGUUAUCAUAUACGAUGAAUUUGAACUUCACACUGCACAGUUUACGGUGGCAACAUGAUCGCGCUAUGUAAGCUUACGGCCGCAUAGUCGUUCAAAUUUGAUCGG
Somion occarium is the source of this 1073-nucleotide messenger RNA. The record is from the annotation of a GenBank genome assembly. NCBI's taxonomy places the organism in Eukaryota, Fungi, Basidiomycota, Agaricomycetes, Polyporales, Cerrenaceae.